CUCUCUCUCUCUCUCUAAGACCAUGUUAGAUUCAAAAACAGAGCAAGCCGAUGGUUUCUUUUUCGGCCGGAAAACCAUUCCCGGCGAACCCACCGGCAUUUUCUCGCCGCCACUAUGGAAAAAAACAACACUCUCUCAGACCCAUAUGCAACCUCAAUCUCAUCGGAGCAAUAAUCUCCGGUCUCAGAAUCCAACGGCGAGAUCUCAGGCGAUCGCCAGAGGACAAUGGGAACUGAUGGAAAUGGUAAAGAACAUGCCGGAAUCUUGUUAUGAGCUUUCCUUAAAGGAUUUAGUUGAAAAUCCUCGAGUGAAAGAACAGGAGUGUUUGGUUCCUGAGAAAAUUCAGGGGAAGAAGAUUGGGAAAAAGGUAAAGUUAGUGAGUAUUGGAAACAUUGAUAACUGUAAAAAUGGAGGCUUGUUUUUGAAACUGGUUUUUCCCAUUUCUUUUGGCGGAUCAAAGAAGAGGAAGAAAAAGAAAACAAAUUCAAAGUCUUCGCCGGAGCCGGAAAAUUGGGAGAAAUCAUCAAAGGACGGUGGUGGGUUAGAGAGAGAGUGGUGGUGGAAGAAGAGAUUUUCUGCUUCCGGUGAGAGUGAGAGUGAUGGAAGCCGAAGUAGUCACACUGGUAACAGGAGCAGGAAUAUGGAGGGUUUAAUACCUCGCUGCUGGUCAUUUUUCUUCCCCAAGAAGGGAUAAGGGUUUGAAAAUUAAAUAAAAUAUGUAUUUUCAUUUUUAUUUUAUUUGGACAACAUUAAACUGGUUUGGGCAGCAUCCUUAAUUUAUUCAAAUAAUGUAAUAAACGUAUUUUAAGGUUGGUUAUAAACAAGUCAAUAUUUGUG
This is a messenger RNA of Impatiens glandulifera, 837 nucleotides long. RefSeq lists its product as uncharacterized. The transcript is spliced from 2 exons. Bases 23 to 694 code for a protein of 223 amino acids. NCBI's taxonomy places the organism in Eukaryota, Viridiplantae, Streptophyta, Magnoliopsida, Ericales, Balsaminaceae. The record is from RefSeq and is a predicted model, not a curated record.